AUGCCGUUGGAGAAUAUCGUUGUUCAGGGGGCGCGGGAGCAUAAUCUGAAGGAUGUGAGCGUUACGAUUCCGCGCAAUAAGCUGGUGGUGAUGACGGGUGUUUCGGGGUCGGGCAAGAGUUCCCUGGCGUUCGAUACGAUUUAUGCGGAGGGGCAGCGGCGGUAUGUGGAGUCGCUGUCUUCUUAUGCUCGGCAGUUCCUGGGGCGGAUGGAUAAGCCGGAUGUGGACUAUAUCGAGGGGUUGUCUCCUGCGAUUUCCAUAGAUCAGAAGGGCGUGUCGCAUAAUCCGCGCUCGACGGUGGGGACGGUUACGGAGAUUUACGACUACCUGCGGCUGCUGUUCGCGCGGACGGGGCAUCCUCACUGCUACAAGUGCGGGCGUCCGGUGGAGCGGCAGACGGUGCAGCAGAUUGUGGAUGCGGUGCUGGGUCUGCCUGAGAGCAGCCGAAUCCAGAUUAUGGCGCCGAUGGUGCGGCGGCGGAAGGGCGAGCACAAGGAGAUUUUCGAGGAUGCGCGCAAGGCGGGGUCGUGCGGGUACGGGUGA
This is a messenger RNA of Geodia barretti, 543 nucleotides long. NCBI's taxonomy places the organism in Eukaryota, Metazoa, Porifera, Demospongiae, Tetractinellida, Geodiidae. The record is from the annotation of a GenBank genome assembly.